AUGGCCGGCAAAAUCGCAGACGGUGAAGUCGUCAAGAUCGAAUGCGUCGACUGGACCGGCGGCCAGAUCAAAAACACCGACGACGCAGACGACAUCAAAAACGUCGACCUCACCAAGAUCCAUUACCUCAGCGGACCCUUUGAGAUCGAAAAUGCCGAACCUGGAGAUGUACUGGUGGUAGAGAUUCAAGAUGUACAGCCUUUGCAAGACCAACCUUGGGGAUUCACAGGUAUCUUUGCAAAGGAGAAUGGAGGUGGAUUCUUGGAUGAACUGUAUCCCGAAGCAGCAAAAGCCAUCUGGGAUUUUGAAGGCAUCUUCUGCUCUUCCCGCCAUAUCCCCCAUGUCCGCUUCCCAGGCCUCAUCCACCCAGGAAUCCUCGGCUGUGCCCCUUCAGCCGCCAUCCUCGCAGAAUGGAACCGUCGCGAAAACCAACUCAUCACCGAAUGCGCACACAUGACCCGCGAUGUCGCCAAACCACCCGAACCCACAAACGUCCACGCCGGUGCCGCCGACGCUACUCUCAAGGAAAAAAUCGGCAACCAAGGCGCGAGAACCAUCCCCGGCCGCCCCGAACACGGCGGCAACUGCGACAUCAAAAACCUCUCGCGCGGCUCGAAAGUCUACUUGCCCGUCCACGUCCCCGGCGCAAAGUUCAGCGUGGGCGACCUCCACUUCUCCCAAGGCGACGGCGAAAUCUCCUUUUGCGGCGCCAUAGAAAUGGCAGGCGUGAUCACCAUAAAGUUUUCCGUCAUGAAGGAUGGAGUCAAGCACUUGGCCAUGAAAUCUCCAAUUUAUAUCCCCGGCGCCGUGGAGCCAAACUUUGGACCCGGAAGACAUAUCUACUUUGAAGGGUUUAGUGUGGACGAGCAGGGAAAACAGUACUUUNUGGAUACCACGGUGGCGUAUCGACAGACUACGUUGAGGUGUAUCGAGUAUUUGAGGAGAUAUGGGUAUAGUGAUUAUCAGAUUUAUCUGUUGCUGAGUUGUGCGCCUGUGCAGGGGCAUAUUGCUGGGAUUGUGGAUGUGAGUAUCUUGCUGUAUCUACUCCUUAAGUUCUUGACUCUUGCUAAUCCUAUUGCAGNNAUUCCCAAUGCUUGCACAACUCUGGGUCUUCCUAUCGAUAUCUUUGAUUUUGAUAUCAGACCUGAGGCUCCUGUCAAGAAACUCGACAUGGGGACCUGUGCUUUUGUGUCCAAGUAG
Aureobasidium uvarum is the source of this 1200-nucleotide messenger RNA. The record is from the annotation of a GenBank genome assembly. NCBI's taxonomy places the organism in Eukaryota, Fungi, Ascomycota, Dothideomycetes, Dothideales, Saccotheciaceae.